GGGAACAUUUACAGUUUGUGUUUGUUCAAACCGUUGGCGGUUCUUUACAAAUUCCAUAUAUAAUUUAUAGUUCUUUUGCCAGGUGUUUUUACAGACUAACUCCUGUGAAUUGUCAAUGCAUUCGCUUGUUUAUAUCCCGCUGUGGUCUCACCGCUAAUUCACCAAUCGCCGAAGGUGAGCGAGAGGGGAAAGAAAGAAACUUCUUCCUAAAUUACUUGAACUCUGUGGCCGAUCCGCCAAAAAAGUCUGCGAAGUUCCUUGAAAGAUGUCAGCUUAUCGUUAUAAGAACAGCUAUAGUGAUGAUCAAAUGAGUCUAAGCGAGAAACAAGACGCGAAGUUUGACCGUUUCAUCGCGGAUAUGAAGCCAUUUGUGCUACGACUACCUCACAAACUCGAGCGACAGAGGGUGGGUUUGUGGAUCAAGAAGUUAUGCGAAGCUCCAGGCCCCUCGCCAUCAGCAAGGAAAAACAGGAAUCUCUAUGCUCAACUUCUUCUGCACAUGUUGAAGCGUGGCUUACUGGAGGAUCCAUUUACAAGGCGACCAGAAUCAGGCAACCUACAGCCACUUCCAUCAUACAUGUCUAUCUACUUGGAUGAACCAAUUACAAACAAGAGUCCAAGUUACCAUGACGAUGAGAGUGAUGUGGGGAGUAGAGAACCUCCUGACUGGGUCAGAGACCUUGGCAGUUCCAUAGCUAGUAGUAUGAUGUCAGACAGCAGCGUUGCUCCACGUCCACGCAGGGAACUACCUUCCACAAAUGGUGUCCACCCGAUCCCCUCUGCGCGAUCCAACACCUACAGCACCUCCACCCGAGACCGCAGUAAUUAUGAGCCUUCCAUGCCAAAGUUUGACCAUGGAGUAAAUGGCGAGGGUGACUAUGGGGCACGCAACUCCUCAGGGGGGUUCCCUGAGGAUGAUGCUAGGACUUAUGAUGAUGAACACCCGUACACACCUCCUGGGCGUCGUCAGGUGCCAUCUGAGCCGUGGUAUCACCACCCAGACUCUGGUUAUCCAUCAAGUUCACCGACAUCGAAAUCCAACCAUUAUAAUGGCUACUUGCCCAAUUAUUCCCGAGGUGUGAAUAUGGCAUUACAAGAAGAUGCAAGCUUAACAAACAAGGUCAAUGAGCGUGAGGUAGAGUUGAAAGUUAAAAUGGUUGAAGCGAAAUUCCAUGAGGAGAAGCUCAAGCUUCAACAGCAGCAUGACGUGGCUGUACAAAAGAUUCUGGACCGGAAGAACAUGGAGCUUGAAGAGAUCAAGGCACAUUAUCGAAACAAAGUCACAGAGAUGGAGACGACCAUUAAGAAACACGAACGAAAAAUCUCUUCAAUGACAAGAGAAUCCAGCACUUUAAAGGAACAGAAAGACAAGCAGAUCAACGAGCUAAAAAGUCUGGUGGAGCAAUCUGGAGAGAACGCUCAGCACGACUAUGAGAAGAAGCUGAAUGACAAGAUCGCCGAAUUCGAGCAGGAAAAAUUUGAGAUGCAGAAACAGCAUACCAACAACAUCCAGGAAUUACUGGACGAAACCAACCAGAGAUUACAAAAAAUGGAGACAGAGUACAACCAGCAGACGACUGCCACAGGUCUUGUUAUUCGUGAGCUUGAAGGACGAGUUCAUCAGCUAACUCAGGAAUCUGAGGCUCUUCAAGAGUCCAGGACGAAACUCGCCAAAGAGAAGGAAGAACUUACCGAUAAGCUAGCCUAUCACACCAAAGAGUUACAGAGUGCAAGAUCUACGUUGUCGAAGCUAGAACGUGACCAUGGUCGCUUGAUGAACGAUCACCAGUCAUCAAUACAGCAGCUUCAGAAAAAAACAGACUCCACCAUUGAACUUAUGAAACAGGAGCACUCAGCCGCAGCAUCUCGGUCUUCAGAUACUAUCUCAGAGCUGGAGGCCCAAGUGAGUCAACUGAAGCAGGCACUGCAGGACUCGGAAUAUCAGCGACAGAAGCAGGCCCGGGACAUGGAAUCAAGCGGUCAGCAGGAGAAGCUGAGCCUCGAGCACCUCUAUGAUAAAAAGGUGCGGGGGAUGCAAGCGGAGAUAGACCAACAGGAGCUCGAGUUCCAGAAGCGCAUCCGGAAACUUGAGGCAACUCUAAAGGAGCGUGACGAGCAGAUUCAGCGUCUGACAGAGGCUCAAAAGCAGCAGGCGGCACAAGCUGAGCAUGCACUUGAAGACUUCAAGAACCAAGUGGAGCGCAACUCCGGGCGCAUGUUUGACGAGAUGAAGACACAGAUGGAGAAGGUCGAGGAAGAUCUUGCCAGAUCAAAAAAUCUGCGCGAGAAACAAGCGAAAGAGUUCAGCCGCCAGAUGGAUGACAUGAAGCUCAAGUAUGAUAAACAGGUCGCGGAGAUCAAGAUAACUCACGAGCAGGAGAAAGCUCAGCUGAUGCGAAGUUUUCAGGGUGAUCGGGACUCGCUACUCCGCGAGCAGGAGCAAGAGCGAGAAAUGCAAGCAGAGAAACUUCAGCAGAAGCUAAGCGAGCUUGAGAACCACAGCCGAGAGCGUGCCGCCCGAGAUGCCAAGAUACAGGCGGAGCUGGAGCAACAAGUACGGGAGCUACGGGAGGAGGUAGUAGAGGCAAAUUCUUUGCGCAAGACUCAGCUGAUGGAGGCGAACAUGCUCCGCGAGGAGGACAGACACAACUUCAAGCGUCAGGAGGAGAACCUUGUGUCUAAGUCUAAGAGCCAACUGGAACAGCAACGCCUUCAGCUCCAGAGGGAGCACAGUAACGAGAUGGAGAAGAUGCUGGACAAGACGAACAGUAGACUAAAGCACAUGGAGGACGAGUACGCUACACGCUCAGCCACGGCCCAAGAGACUGUUCGCACGCUUGAAGGCGAGAUAAAAAAAUUGAAGGAGGAAAAUUUACGUAUGCGCCUAAGCUCCGAGAAGAAAAUCGGCUCAGUCAGUGAAAAGCACAAUGAAGAGAAAAACACAAUGAAGCGACACCACACCAGUAUAGUUAAUUCUUUAGAGCAAGACGUAGAAUCACAGAAGUCAAUGGUGAGGCACCUUGAAAAGCGCUGUAAGCAGAUUGAGCUUGAUGCGCAGGAGCGUGUGUCGCGCAUGCGCUUACAGUACGAGGAAAAGAUGAAAGGGCUACUGCCUGCUGACCUCAGAGAUGAACUGGAAGACACAAUAGAGUCACUACGGCAACAAAUCUCAGUUUUACAAUCACGGGCCAACAUCCUACAGGAGGAGAUAGACACAAGAAAUAAGCUUUCGACAAACAGCUCCUCAUUCAACCUGUCACUCAAAGAUGAUCAUGAACACUAACUUUUAAGUAAACUGUGAGAAAUAAGCUUGUCAAUCAAGCUGUAGAUGGUUGUAACCAUGGCAAACUGGGGCACGUUUGGCCAUAAUUUUUAGAGUUCUUUUAUGAAGACUUUGCAAACUCAAGACAUGAAAAAGAUGUUUAUUCACAGGUCCACUGUGAUAUAAUUCCCCUGUAUUUAGUUUGGAUUGAACUUGUUCUAUUCUGUAAGGCCUGAUAAUAUGAUACAAAAGUUGGCUGUAAUGUAUUCAUACUUUGGAGGCAGGCAAGCUACCCUGCAAACAGAGUGUAUUUUAUUUUUACAUCUUCCACUAGGUGAUAAAAAGCAUUGUGAAAUACAAACAUGAUGGGAAUUUAGAGUCACUAUUUGAAGGGUAGAAAAAAACCCAGCAAGAACGUAGUGCAUUUAUUGCUACGUACGCUCAAGACCCACCCACAAGGCACACAACAUUUGGACAACUACUUGCAUGGCGUAGUGAAUCUGAGAGCACGAAAACCAUGACUAGAUUCAGUACCAAGAGAAACAUUCCAUGGGAACAGAAAGAAAGAAAAUCAAUAAGUGCAGACUACCAGCUGUAAAUUAUUUUUCUUACUGUUUUUAUGAGCAAAUAGAGUGAAACUCAAGUAAAACUUGAUGUUUUAUUAUACAAAAUAAAAUGGCAUAAUCUUGUACAUUUUCUCUUCAGUUGUUAAAGCAUGUUUUGUUUGCAACAGAAGAAAAUAGUUUUUAUCCUUAUAUACAUAUAUAGUUAGCAGUGUAUUAAAGUAUAACCAUUUUGUGAAAA
Nematostella vectensis (starlet sea anemone) is the source of this 4066-nucleotide messenger RNA. Its product is annotated as centrosomal protein of 112 kDa. The transcript has 26 exons. Lineage: Eukaryota; Metazoa; Cnidaria; Anthozoa; Actiniaria; Edwardsiidae. The record is from RefSeq and is a predicted model, not a curated record. Bases 266 to 3283 code for a protein of 1005 amino acids.